UAAACGAUGCCCAAAGAGCUGUAACAACGCCGCUUUCUAUUGGCUGAAGAGUUCUCAGCCACCACCAUGAGCCAAUGAGCAGAGGCAAACAGAUGACGUCAGACGCUCUGCGACUGCUCCCCUCAGCCCUCUCCAUCCCCUAGCGACGCGUCCGGCGACCGCCGAAAGGCACUGCAAACACUCGGGGACCUCAGCGGCCCCAUGCACACCUCGCCGCUCGCGCUCCUGCAGGUGUUCUUCCUGCUGGUCCCCGAGGGCGUCCGUCCUCAGCCCUCUUCCUCCCCGCCAGGGCCGGGGCCCACCUCCUUGGGGCCAGGGUCGCAGGGCGGGACCCUUGAACCCUCUUCGGAGGGGACUGAAACUCCGCGGGCUGGGCCUGGGACCUCCUCGGUGUUCCCUACGCUAGGGACCCCUUCAGCGCCUGGAGAUGGGGCCAUGGACCUCUUCCCAGUCUUACCGAUCUGUGUCUGCGACUUGACUCCUGGAACCUGCGAUAUAAAUUGCUGCUGCGACAGAGACUGCUCUCUUCUCCAUCCGAGGACAGUUUUCUCCUGCCUUCCGGGAAGCGUGAGGUCUUCAAGUUGGGUUUGUGUGGACAACUCCCUUAUCUUUAGGAGUAAUUCCCCAUUUCCGUCAAGAGUUUUCGUGGAUGUAAAUGGAAUUAAGCAGUUUUGUGUCCACGUGAACAACUCAAAAUUAAACUACUUCCAGAAGCCCCAAAAAGUCAAUGCAUCCAACUUCCAGACCCCGGCUACAGAGUUUGGAGGCAACUCAUUCAAUUCAACAUUCCAGACGCAGUCGCCAGCACCUUUUUACAGGGCUGGGGACCCCAUUUUGACUUACUUCUCAGAGUGGUCUGUACUAAGCUUGCUGAGGCAGCCUGCAGGAGUUGGAGCUGGGGGACUCUGUAUCGAGAGCAAUCCUGCAGGUUUCUUGGAGAGUAAAAGUACAACCUGUGUCCGUUUCUUCAAGAAUCUGGCAAACAGCUGCACCUUGGAUCCAGCCCUCAAUGCUGUCUCUUACUACAACUUCACAGUCUUGAAGGUGCCAAGAGGUAUGACUGAUCUGCAGAGUAUGAAGUUCCAGGUUCCUGUAACACCCGUCUCACAGCCCGGUUCUCCUCUGUUGGCUGGAAACACUUGUCAGAAUGCUGUUUCCCAGGUCAUCUAUGAGAUAGAGACCAAUGGGACUUUUGGAAUCCAGAAGGUCUCUGUCAGUUUUGGACAAAUCAACCUGACUGUUGAGCCAGGCGCUUCCUUACAGCAGCAGUUCAUCAUUCACUUCAGGGCUUUUCAGAGCACAGCCACUUCCCUUCCUGGUCCUAGAAGUGGGAAUCCUGGCUACAUUGUUGGGAAGCCACUCUUGGCUCUAACUGGUGACGUAAGUCACUCUAUGACCCUCUUGCAGAGCCAGGGUGAUGGAACUUGCUCUGUCAGGAGACACAAAGUACAAUUUGGGGUGAAUGCAAUGUCUGGAUGCAAACUCAGGCUGAAAAAGGUGGACUGCAACCACUUGCAGCAAGAUAUGUACCAGACUCUUCACGGGAGGCCCAGACCAGAACAUGUUGCCAUAUUUGGUAACGCUGAUCCAGCUCAGAAGGCAGAGUGGACCCCGAUCCUCAGCAGGAACUGCAGUGUUUCAGCUACAGGUUGCACUUCUUGCUGUAUCAUACCAGUGUCCCUGGAGAUCCAGGUAUUGUGGGCAUAUAUAGGCCUCCAGUCGAACCCACAAGCUCAUGUGUCGGGAGCACGAUUCCUGUACCAGUGUCAGUCCAUAAAGGAUCCCCAGGUAACGGAAAUGUCUUUGACAACUACUGUGACCUUUGUGGACAUUACCCAGAAGCCAGAGCCUCCACGGGGCCAACCCAGAACCGACUGGAAAUUGCCAUUCGACUUCUUCUUUCCUUUCAAAGUGGCCUUCAGCAAAGGAGCAGACUCUAAGAAAGGUUCAGUCUCUCCCGUCCUUAUCCUGUGUCUCUUAUUCCUUGGAAUUCUCAGCCUAGAGACUAAGUAACAAAAGGAGAGGAAUCGGAUUUUAAUUUUCCCUAUGGGAAGUCCUACGGCAGCCUACUUGUGUUGGCUAAUGACCAGAGAGCCUUUAGGAGAAGAGUGGACCUAGCCUUUGUACAUGAGAGAAGAGAUUUUAGAAAAGCAUUAAAAAUAUCUUGUUCAUCCUA
This is a messenger RNA of Myotis myotis, 2176 nucleotides long. RefSeq names its product tectonic family member 3 (gene TCTN3). The transcript is spliced from 14 exons. Lineage: Eukaryota; Metazoa; Chordata; Mammalia; Chiroptera; Vespertilionidae. The coding region runs from base 202 to 2013 and encodes 603 amino acids. Gene Ontology annotation, biological process: smoothened signaling pathway; cilium assembly. The record is from RefSeq and is a predicted model, not a curated record.